AUGGCCCAUCCGACGCAGCCAGGCGAGGGGCCUAGGCCUGCACUGCCCAUCCUCACCGCCGACGCUGUGGCCGCCGUAGUAGCCACCGAAGCGCCAGACGUCCACUCCAAAGAAGAGGAAGACGUCGAGGCGGCCAAGGUGUCCACGACAGGCACCGUGGAGACGGGGGAUGAGUGGAAAGACCCCAACCUCGUCACCUGGGACGGGCCGGACGACCCUGCAAACCCGAAGAACUGGCCGUUCAAGACGAAAUGGACGUAUACCGUGUCGGUGUCGUUCUUCGCCGUGCUGUCGCCCAUUUCGUCGUCCAUGAUCGCCCCGGCCCUGCCGCAGCUGGCCCGCGACCUCAACAUUCACAGCGACAUCGAAGUGGAACUGUCGCUGUCCAUCUUCAUCCUCGCAUACGCUUUCGGGCCCCUUUUCUUCGGUCCCGCCUCCGAGAUGUGGGGGCGGGUGCGGCUGUUGCAGGUCAGCAAUCUGUGGUAUCUGGCCUGGAACUUGGCCUGUGGCUUCGCCACCAACAAAACCGAGAUGUUUAUUUUCCGCUUCCUCGCCGGGGCCGGCGGAAGCGCUCCGAUGGCUAUCGGGGGAGGAGCGAUAAGUGACGUCUGGCUGCCCGAGCAGCGCGGCAAAGCCAUGGGGAUCUACACGCUCACGCCCGUCCUCGGCCCGGUGAUGGGCCCCCUGGCCGGGGGCUGGAUUGCGGAGUACACAACGUGGCGGUGGGUGUUCUGGUCGUCGAGCGCGUUGACGGGGGCAAUCCAGGCGAUCGGGCUAUUCUGGCUGCGCGAGUCGCACGCGCCCACCCUCCUGAAAAGGAAGCGCGACCGGCUGGCCAAGGAGACGGGCAACGACAAGCUGCACACUGAGAGCGAGGCGGCAGGUACGGGUACCGGCCAACCAUCGACGCUGCUCGGUCGCAUGGGGGUAGCGCUGGUGCGGCCGGCGCGGCUGUUCACGACGCAGCCGAUUGUGCAGGUGAUUGCGGUGUACAUGGCGUAUUUGUUCGGGGUCAUCUACCUGCUGCUGGCCACGUUCCCCGUGCUGUGGCGCGACGUGUACGGCGAGAGCCUUGGGGUGGGCGGGCUCAACUACAUCUCGAUCGCUAUCGGCUCAUUCCUGGGCCUGCUGGCCAACUUCCACUACAUCGACCGGCUGUACCUACAACUCAAGGAGAAGAACGGGGGGGUGGGCAGGCCCGAGUUCCGCGUGCCGUCCAUGUUCGUCGGCUCCGUGCUCGUCACCAUCGGGCUGUUCUGGUACGGCUGGAGCGUGCAGGGCCACGCGCACUGGAUCAUGCCCAACCUCGGCGUCGUCUUCUUCUCUGCCGGCACCAUGGCCUGCUUGCAGAGCAUGCAGACCUACACGGUCGACAGCUACACCCGCUACGCCGCCAGCGCCAUGGCCGCCGUCGCCAUCCUGCGCAGCCUCGGCGGCUUCGGCUUCCCACUCUUCGCCCCCUACAUGUACCAGGCCUUGGACUAUGGCUGGGGCACCAGUGUGCUGGCCUUUGUCAGUAUCGGUAUCGGCAUUCCCGCCCCCUUUAUCUUCUGGUUCUUCGGUGCCCGGCUGCGCGCUCUCUCCAAAUAUGCUGCGGGUUGA
Capronia epimyces CBS 606.96 is the source of this 1602-nucleotide messenger RNA. RefSeq names its product mitogen-activated protein kinase kinase kinase. Lineage: Eukaryota; Fungi; Ascomycota; Eurotiomycetes; Chaetothyriales; Herpotrichiellaceae. The record is from RefSeq and is a predicted model, not a curated record. Gene Ontology annotation, molecular function: transmembrane transporter activity. Gene Ontology annotation, biological process: transmembrane transport. The coding region runs from base 1 to 1602 and encodes 533 amino acids. The transcript is spliced from 2 exons.